Macaca mulatta (Rhesus monkey) is the source of this 2873-nucleotide messenger RNA. RefSeq names its product bradykinin receptor B1 (gene BDKRB1). Gene Ontology annotation, biological process: G protein-coupled receptor signaling pathway; calcium-mediated signaling; inflammatory response. The record is from RefSeq and is a predicted model, not a curated record. Gene Ontology annotation, cellular component: membrane; external side of plasma membrane. Lineage: Eukaryota; Metazoa; Chordata; Mammalia; Primates; Cercopithecidae. Gene Ontology annotation, molecular function: C-C chemokine binding; C-C chemokine receptor activity; bradykinin receptor activity.
AAAAAAAAAAGAAAGAAAGAAAAGAAAAGGCAAGUGAAGCCUCAGCAGAGGGUCCUCAGUGCUUUCCCACUUCUUAGCCCCCCACUGUCUUCUGCCACGCUAUAGGGACCUGCUUUUCUUUCACAGAUUUGGGGUCUCCUCCCCCUACCCUCAGCCCCACUCCCUUAGCCCCGGAGACAGUAGGAGACCCUCUGCUCCCCUGAGCCCAGGCCUGUCUCACGUUUCCCAUGGAGAUGAGCAACAAGGGGAAACAUAGGUCUUCUUAAAGAACUUUCCAUUCCCCACCACCACCUUAGCAAGGCGGCCAGAUGCAUCUCUGAAGUCCAGCUCACUCAGGCCAGCUCUCUUCAUGGCCUGUCUUCCAGCGAGAGGCAAAGCAGAGAUCAGAGCUGCAUGUGCUCUUCGUGGCAGAGCUGGCUUUAUACGCGCUCCUGGGUGAAUCAACAGGGAGACAUCUCCUAAGAAUAAAUGUUUCUCAGAAACAGUAUCGUCUAAACUCAUAUUGAAGGGAGAACAAGCCAGCCGCGGGCUGGAGAGACCCCCGCCUACGUUACUAAGUAACAGGAAAGGCUAAGAUUUGGAGCCUUCUUCUGGUUCAGAUCUAUCCCCAGAAUGAUGGAAGAUGCUUUCCUGUUGACAAUUUUUUUUUAUUGCAAAUCCCACCCAGGAGGUCUCUCCUGAUAGGAAGGAACCAUCCUCUAAGGCAAAUUCUAACUUCUUCUCUGAAAUGUACAUCCACUACUGAGCCUCAGAAUGCUAUUUGUUCCACCUACUUCCACAGUUUUAAGGUCUUCAGCAACAGGAGAAAAUAGCAGGAAAACUUGAAGUGCAGUUGGCUCCCACUGAGAUGUCACUAGCAGAAAAAGGGAACACAAGGAAAAGGCAAGAUUCUAAAGACAGAGGUAACACCUUCUGCUCCAAACAUUUAGAGAGUCACAUUCCCAGAAGUCAGACUCGAAGCCCUGAAUUCUGGCAUGAAUGAGUUCUCCUACAUGUAGGGGGUGGCCUGGAAAGAUCUUAAUUUUUAAGAUGGCAGGUAAGGGGCCUUCAGUUGGAGAAUCUUGCCACCUGAUUCUCAAAGAAAGCCAAAAAUAUCUUACUGUCUGAAACAUGAGGUCUUGAGUAGUUCAACUUGACCCAUGCCAACAUAAUUUCAGAGCCGCCAAGGAGGAUUAGGAAAAAGCGUAUCUGGUCUUACUCAACUCUGAACAUUGCAUGAGUCAAACGUUUUCCUAGCUCUCUGUGUGAUGGGUCCACUCUGAUGAAUUCUUGGCAAUGUAUCUUUCAUGACCAAAAUUCAAAAGGGGCCAUUCGAAGUGGCUCCCACAAAAGCAGCUGCAGAGCCCCAGACAUUCAGAAGCCAACAGUGAAGGGGUCAAAAGCCGUCCUUCAAUGUUCACUGAUACUUUGCGAGCCUUGGGGCAAGUUGGCAAUGCCAAACGUGUUUUUAGGGCCUAUUGGCCAAUGUACAGGUCUUGGGCAGGAUUGCAGCCCUCUGCAGAUGGUACCAAAGUAAAAGAGGAGAUGGUAACUGAAUAAUCUGUCAUCAUCCCUUCAGUGCAAAGUGAAAUGAGAGUGGAUUUUUCCUUCCAAAUCCACUUGGAGUGAGUCCCGAAAGACUCACUUUUGCGGCAAUCCCCACAAUGACGUCACUGGAGAGGAGGUUAUAUAAUUUAAAGCGACCACAUUUCCACAGAGCUUCCCAGAAGAGAAAACACCUCCAAAGGCAGCUCUCACGAUCAGAAAACCCAGCUAAAGUUGUGAACGCCUUCAUUUUCUGCCUGAGUCACUGUGCAUGGCAUCCUGGCCCCCUCUACAGCUCCAGUCCUCCAACCAGAGCCAGCUGUUCCCUCAAAAUGCUACAGCCUGUGACAAUGCUCCGGAAGCCUGGGACCUGCUGCACAGAGUGCUGCCGACAUUUAUCAUCUCCAUCUGUUCCUUCGGCCUCCUAGGGAACCUUUUCGUCCUGUUGGUCUUCCUCCUGCCCAGGCGGCGACUGAACGUGGCAGAAAUCUACCUGGCCAACCUGGCGGCCUCUGAUCUGGUGUUUGUCUUGGGUUUGCCUUUCUGGGCAGAGAACAUUUGGAACCAGUUUAACUGGCCUUUCGGAGCCCUCCUCUGCCGUGUCAUCAACGGCAUCAUCAAGGCUAAUUUGUUCAUCAGCAUCUUCCUGGUGGUGGCCAUCAGCCAGGACCGCUACUGCGUGCUGGUGCACCCUAUGGCCAGCCGGAGGCGGCAGCGGCGGAGGCAGGCCCGGGUCACCUGCGUGCUCAUCUGGGUUGUGGGGGGCCUCUUGAGCAUCCCCACAUUCCUGCUGCGAUCCAUCCAAGCCGUCCCAGAUCUGAACAUCACCGCCUGCAUCCUGCUCCUCCCGCAUGAGGCCUGGCACUUUGCGAGGAUUGUGGAGUUAAAUAUUCUGGCUUUCCUCCUACCACUGGCUGCGAUCAUCUUCUUCAACUACCACAUCUUGGCCUCCCUGCGAGGGCGGGAGGAGGUCAGCAGGACAAGGUGCGGGGGCAGCAAGGAUAGCAAGACCACAGCGCUGAUCCUCACGCUCGUGGUGGCCUUCCUGGUCUGCUGGGCCCCUUACCACUUCUUUGCCUUCCUGGAAUUCUUAUUCCAGGUGCAAGCAGUCCGAGGCUGCUUUUGGGAGGACUUCAUUGACCUGGGCCUGCAACUGGCCAACUUCUUGGCCUUCACCAACAGCUCCCUGAAUCCAGUCAUUUAUGUCUUUGCGGGCCGGCUCUUCAGGACCAAGGUCUGGGAACUUUAUAAACAAUGCACCCCUAAAAGUCUUGCUCCAAUAUCUUCAUCCCACAGGAAAGAAAUCUUCCAACUUUUCUGGCGGAAUUAAAACAGCAUUGAACCAAGAA